Messenger RNA from Hydractinia symbiolongicarpus, 2986 nucleotides. RefSeq names its product inactive hydroxysteroid dehydrogenase-like protein 1. The record is from RefSeq and is a predicted model, not a curated record. The coding region runs from base 653 to 1666 and encodes 337 amino acids. Gene Ontology annotation, molecular function: oxidoreductase activity. Lineage: Eukaryota; Metazoa; Cnidaria; Hydrozoa; Anthoathecata; Hydractiniidae. The transcript has 2 exons.
GAAGAACUUUAUUCUUCAAAAUAAAUAGAAAAAUUCUAAAUUUUUUUUAUUAUUUCUAAAAAGUACGAGGUUUUUUUUCACAAUAAAGCGAAAAUAUGAAGCUUAAAGUAGUGGUUUUCCAUUAGUCUUUGAUCCUGGAAUCAUAAAAUAAUUUUUUAAUAUCCUCUCUUGAAUUUGUAUUCGCGAAAAUAAAUUUCAGCGUAAUUCACUAUAUUAAGGACCUCGACUUGUAAGAAUAACAGGAAAAUUUCUCCCGCUCAGGUAUACUACGAGAAUUUUUAUUUUGCAAUAUAUAUUUUGUUCUAUCUUGCUACUCUUGUGUUAUGUACCAUUAAAAACAUGAGAGCAGCAACAGCUGCUUCAGAAAUAAAAACAAAAAAGUAUAACACCUUACAUUGGCGUGAAGAACAGAAAAAAACAAAAACAACAACAAAAAACAAUAACGACAACAACAGCAAAAGAAUAUUUUUUCAAUCUAAUUGCUUAACUCGGAAUUUUUAAUGAAAAUCUUAUAGCUAACUUCGUCCUGAUUUCAUUUUUUGCAUUAUGUCUAUCCAUUAUUCCAUGUAUUUACACGUGCAAACUUUGUAACAUAUCUUAACACAGCAGGGUAUAUACACACAUACAACCAAAUCAUAUUGUUUACUAAAAGAUGAGUGAUGUGGAUCAUGUCACCUUCACAGCGAUGUUGCAAGAUGUUGGAAACUAUCUUAUCUUUGCAAGAGAUACGUUAGCUAUUAUUGGCGUGAUCUACACUACCAAGCUUGUCUUGUCAUUUGCUGUGAAAACAUGGUCUGCAAUGAGAACUUAUGUUGUACCAAGGUUUUGGUAUGCCAGAGAUUUUAGCGAAAAAUAUGGCGGAAGCUGGGCAGUUAUCACUGGUGCGUCUGAAGGACUUGGUCGCUCAUAUGCUCGUAAGUUGGCGAAGAGGGGAAUGAAUGUGUUUUUAGUAAGUAGAAAUAUUGAAAAACUUCAAAAGGUGGAAGAUGAGAUUAGGUCGUUGUAUAAAGUAGACGUGAAAUGUUUUGCUAUGGACUUAUGCUUGUUAUCAAACCGAGAAGAAUACGAGAGACUUGGAAACGAGAUAGGCAAGCUAGAUGUGGGUCUUUUAGUUAAUAAUGUUGGAAUAUUCUACGAUAGACUGCAAUAUUUUUUAACAGUUCCGAAAGAAACCCAACUUAAAAUAAUCGAUUUAAACAUCAGUGCUACCAUUUUGAUGACGUAUCUUGUUUUACCUUAUAUGGUACAAAGAAAAAAUGGCGCCAUCAUUAAUAUCGCGUCAAUAGCAAGUGUGCAUCCCACGCCCCUCAUGACGACAUACUCCGCAGCAAAGGGUUUCGUGGACACAUUUACACGAGCGCUUCAGUACGAAUAUUCCAGUGAAGGUGUGACAUUCCAAGCUGUGCAACCUGGCUAUGUCAGUACAGCGAUGACGCAUCAUGCCGCGUCAAAUUUUAUGAUGGUGGACCCAGAUGUUUAUGCAGAACAUGCGUUACGCACGCUAGGUGUCACGCAGCGUUGCUAUGGUUACUGGUUUCAUGGUUUGUUUGGAUUUGUGGGCGAGCUUUUGCCCGAACGUGUUUACAUGUUUUGUACUGUGUACUUAAACCCUGUUCUCUAUCGAUGGUUGACUGGACUUUCUGUGAGCAAGGAAAAGUCACAAUGAAUUGUUUUCUGCAUUCAAUAAUGGCGUUGUUGUUGGUAUGCAAAAGAAACUGUCAGGGUACCUCAAAUAACUUUUUUACAGAGUUAAUAUAAAUAUAUUAGUUUUUAUUUAUAUUAACAGAGUUAAUAUAAAUAAACUUGUUAUUAAUUUGGGGGAUAUUUUGAAAGCGCGAAAUAGCUGCGAUUUUUUUAAUUGCAGCUUUGUUCGCUUUUCAUUUGCUUGCAAAUUGAUAUAUAUUUAUGAAUUUUUUUCUUCAAUUUAUUUUGUAAGCAUUGCUUAUGUAUAUGCUUGUAAAAACUCUUAUUUCGGCCUCAAAACAUGCUUACAAUAUACUUAAAUAUUCUUUCCUUUAUAAAAUGUAUAAAAUUUGGAUUGCACUGCGGCGACACAAGGUCCAGUUGUACUGACCACGGCUCCUCUGUCUGUUAAGCCAGGGGGGAUCUUAGAUUUCGUUUGCACAUCUUAGAUUCCGUUUGCACAUGUAAUCCCCUUUUUGUAAUAUGAAUUUUAAAAUGAUGCAAGGUACCCUUUUGAUUUAUUGUUUUAGAUUCAUUAUUUUUUUGCACAAGAAAAAUUGAGCUUGACAUUAACCUUCACUUGGUGCAGCUGGACCUUGACAUGGUUCAGCUGGACCUUGACAUUAUGCAGCUGCACCUCGACACCUUCUUUUAAAAUAAUAAUUCCUGAUUUUCCUGAAGUUUGAUUCUUCCCGAGACAUCUAAGGUGUCUGGAGGUGAAAGAAUAAACUCUCAUAUCUUCUGUUAAAGAACAUUGAUCGCUGAGAUUGCCCUUUACCUGAAAACGACUUUAUGGCAGUGCUCUUUUAAAAAUAUUUAACAAAGCUUAAAAAAUCUCUAAUUUUCUGUUUUUAAUGGUAAUCCGAUAGUCCUCCAAACAUUCACUAAAUAAAAAAAACACGUAUUUAUUAAGACAUUUGACAGAUCGUCAAAAAUAUCAAAUGUAAUUCUUAACUCUCCUUCUGAUACAACAAAAUCCCAUUCUUUGCCAUUCUUUAUCAUGUUGACUGUUAUCUAAAUCUCGAGCGUAUCCUGUUUCCACCAUCACCUCUUCUGGAAUCGGUUUAUUAUUUGGCGCCUAUUAUUGGUUCAGUUAUAAGCGGAUCAAUGCAGGAAAAUCUCAAUCGAGGAAAGGUUCGCGAUCCCCUUACCAUUCGUUUUUCCUGACGCCUUCCAGUAUUUUUUUAUCACAGGCUUUCCACAUUUAGAUUUGAUGUAGUCGUUUGAAAUUUUCUUUUGAUGCAAAUACUUAAGAUAUUUCCCUGUAAACCUUCAUAUAGCAAAACAACGAUAGAAAUAACUC